Messenger RNA from Apiotrichum porosum, 873 nucleotides. RefSeq lists its product as uncharacterized. Bases 1 to 873 code for a protein of 290 amino acids. NCBI's taxonomy places the organism in Eukaryota, Fungi, Basidiomycota, Tremellomycetes, Trichosporonales, Trichosporonaceae. The record is from RefSeq and is a predicted model, not a curated record. The transcript is spliced from 6 exons. Gene Ontology annotation, molecular function: L-ornithine transmembrane transporter activity. Gene Ontology annotation, biological process: mitochondrial L-ornithine transmembrane transport.
AUGGACGAGUUUCCUCUUCCAGAGCCGCCCAGCAGGAACCGCAAUGAUCUCGCCAUCGAGCUCAUCUCGGGCUCGUUUGGUGGAGCUGCCCAGGUCAUCUCGGGCCAGCCCCUCGACACACUGAAGACGCGUGCCCAGACUGCCCCUGCUGGAAAGUACAAGAACACCCUCGACAUCCUCAAGCAGACUAUGUCUCCUCUCAUGGGUGUUGCGGCGGUCAACUCGCUCCUCUUCACGGCUUACGGCGCCUCGCGCCGCCUCAUCUCUCCCUACCCCGACCUCUCCAUCCCACAGGUCGCUGCGGCAGGUGCCAUGGCUGGUGCAGCUAAUGCCAUCCUUGCCUCUCCCGUUGAGAUGUUCAAGAUCCGCAUGCAGGGACAGUACGGUGGUGCGGGAGACAAGAAGCUCGGUACCGUCGUCCGGGACAUGUGGAACGAGCACGGCUUCCGUCGCGGUAUCAUGAGGGGUUACAUUAUCACAUUUGUCAAGGAGAUGCCAGCCUAUGCCGGCUUCUACGCUGGAUACGAGACCACCAAGCGCUUCUUCCAGAAGCAGUUUGGCUCAAAGGACAUUCCCGUGUGGGCCGUCCUCACUUCUGGCGGUCUUGGUGGUGUCUCGUACUGGCUUUGCUCGUACCCCUUGGACAUUGCCAAGUCUCGUAUCCAGCUUGCGCCCAACCCGCCUAUGCGUGGUAACUGGCUCAAGGGCGGCUACAUUGUGCAUGAGCUCAAGAGCAUUGUCGCCGAGGGUGGUGUCAAGGCCCUCUUCCGUGGCCUCGGGCCAUCCCUCAUCCGUGCCCUCCCCGCGGCGUCCUCGACCUUUGUCACCUUCGAGCUGACUAGGGAAUACAUCAUCAAACACGACCUCAUUUAG